Brassica rapa (field mustard) is the source of this 1785-nucleotide messenger RNA. RefSeq lists its product as uncharacterized. The record is from RefSeq and is a predicted model, not a curated record. Lineage: Eukaryota; Viridiplantae; Streptophyta; Magnoliopsida; Brassicales; Brassicaceae.
AUGGUUUUGGAGGAUUUUGGUAUGGAAGAAGAAAUCAUAGCCGAUUUGGAGUUAAGUUAUCUACCUGCUGAGUUGAUCAAUACUUCAGGAUGUCCACCUGUGAUCAUUGCAAACGAUCGUCAGCUUCAUAAUUUUGUUCGAUUUGGUCAAAAGAGUGCUUCUACUCGAUUGUGUGUCACAUGUAAAGCCAAGGCUGAGAAUCCGAAUAAAGAAGCCUUUGAUCUUAACAAAACGCCAGCUGAUCCAUGUACUCAUGAAGAGAAAGAAAACUUGUUUGACAGUGGGGGCGAACCAGCUCCUGUGUAUGCUGAGACGCAGGGGAAGAAGAAGAAUGAAAAGCGGAAAGGAGUCGCAGUUGACGAGGAUGGGGACUAUGAUGCUGAUACCAUGAUAUCUGAAAAAGAGAACAUACAUAAAAAGUCAAAUUUUUCUCUGCUCCAUGUUGUUAAGGUCGGACAAUUUUUUAAGAACAAAACUUUGUUGAAGGCGACUUUCAAGAUGUGUGCAAUGAAGCAUAACUUUGACUACCAGGUUAUCAAAACGGAUAGACAACUUUGGUAUGUUAGAUGUGCGGAUAAUGCAUGCGAUUGGGGUGUUCGAGCAGAGUGUCUGAAGGAUUCUACAUAUUUCAUGAUCAAGAAGUAUGUCGGUAAACAUACAUGCGCACCUUCAAGCAAAACCAAAGCGGGUAAGACUGCUUCAGCAAAAACUAUAGGCAGUCUGAUUAUGCAUAAGUAUGUAGGCGUCAAGGAAGGGCCGAAAUGUAAUGAUAUCAUACAGAUUAUGCGUAGUGAUCAUGGAUGUGAGAUCUCAAAAUCUUUAGCAUGGGAUGCGCGUGAAUAUGCGAUCAGUGCAGUUAGAGGUAUUCCAGAGAGAAGUUAUGGGAAAAUUCCAAAAUACUUGCACAUGCUGAGAGAGGCUAAUCCAGGUACACACUCAUCCUAUGAGAUUGACGGAAAUGAGAAUUUCCGUUACCUAUUUAUUGCAUUUGCGCAAUCAAUAAGAGGAUUUAACAGAGUCAUGAGACGGGUUAUUGUGAUCGAUGGGACAUUUUUGAAGAAUAAAUACAAAGGAGUUUUACUGGUUGCAACUGCUUUAGACGGAAAUUCAAAUUUGCAUCCUAUUGCGUUUGGAAUAGUCGACUCAGAGAAUGAGCGUUCUUGGGAAUGGUUUAUGAGACAACUUAAGGUUGUCAUUGCAGAUGAUCAUGAUUUGGCUUUUAUUUCAGACAGACAUGGGUCUAUCGCCAAGGCAAUUGAAAACGUGUAUCCAUCAGCCAGACACGGGAUUUGUAUUCAUCAUUUGUUGAAUAAUGUGGUCACAUAUUUCCAUGGGAAAGGACUUGCUGGGUUGGUUUCAAAGGCAUCCAAGGCUUAUCGAGUUUCUGAGUUUGAGAAGACAUUUGCUACUGUGUGUAAUAUCAGUCCGGCAAUUGGAGAUUACCUUAGAGAAGCGGAUGUGCAAAAAUGGGCUAGAUGUCAAUUCCCUGGAUACAGAUACGACAUAAGGACAACCAAUCCUGCUGAAUCUAUCAACUCUGCUUUGCGUUCACCGAGAGAGUAUCCAGUCAUCCCUUUGUUAGACAGUAUCAGGGAAAUGUUGACACGGUGGUUUUAUGAGCGUAAGAAACUGAGUUCAAACCAUAAACAUCCUCUGACCAAAGAUGUAGAGAAGAAGAUAGACAGGAGAAUCGGGAAAGGCUCCACAUUUGUAGUUUACCCUGUCAGUGCUGGUCGAUUGCUUGUUAGAGGUGAUAAAUUCGACUGCUUAGUUGGAACUCAGUAA